Lottia gigantea (owl limpet) is the source of this 918-nucleotide messenger RNA. RefSeq lists its product as hypothetical. The record is from RefSeq and is a predicted model, not a curated record. Gene Ontology annotation, biological process: protein phosphorylation; mitotic spindle organization; regulation of cytokinesis. The transcript has 6 exons. Gene Ontology annotation, cellular component: chromosome passenger complex; spindle midzone; spindle pole centrosome. Gene Ontology annotation, molecular function: ATP binding; protein kinase activity. NCBI's taxonomy places the organism in Eukaryota, Metazoa, Mollusca, Gastropoda, Lottiidae. Bases 1 to 918 code for a protein of 305 amino acids.
AUGUUUCAAAGAAUCUUUAGUCAAAUAGCAUGGCUGUGUUUUGAAGUAAGUUUAAAAAAAGUAAUUUCUGACAGAUGUAAAAUUCUUUGUAGAUCUGUAUGGAGUUUGGAAGAUUUUGAUAUUGGUAAACCACUAGGUAAAGGUAAAUUUGGUAAUGUGUAUUUAGCUCGAGAGAAGAAGAGUAAAUAUAUAGUAGCUUUAAAAGUAUUGUUUAAAUCUCAGUUACAAAAAGCCAGUGUUGAACAUCAGCUACGAAGAGAAAUUGAAAUACAGUCACAUUUACGUCAUCCCAAUAUUCUACGACUGUUUGGUUAUUUUCAUGAUAAAACCAGAGUAUAUCUCAUAUUAGAAUAUGCACCUAAAGGAGAAUUAUACAAAGAAUUACAGAAAAAUGUCCGCUUUGAUGAGAAAAGGUCUUCUAAUUAUGUACGACAGUUAGCAGAAGCAUUAAUGUAUUGUCACAGUAAACGUGUUAUACAUAGAGAUAUUAAACCAGAAAAUUUGUUACUCAGUUUACGUGGUGAUCUCAAAAUAGCUGAUUUUGGUUGGUCAGUUCAUGCCCCAUCAUCAAGACGACAAACAUUAUGCGGCACCUUGGAUUAUCUGCCCCCAGAGAUGGUAGAAGGUAAAAUGCACAAUGAAAAAGUUGAUCUCUGGAGUCUGGGUAUAUUGUGCUAUGAGUUUUUGGUUGGAAAACCCCCAUUUGAAGCUGAUGGUCACUCAGAAACAUAUCGAAGAAUUAGUAUGGUGGAAUAUACAUUCCCUAAUCAUGUAUCAGAAGGAGCUAGGUCUCUCAUAUCUUCAUUGUUGCGUCAUGAUCCAAAUAAAAGACUACCGUUGGCUGAAGUGUUAAGACAUCCAUGGAUUACUGAAAACUCUAUGAUGGGUAGAACACCAGCUAUGUCAACUUCUUCAUGA